This is a messenger RNA of Torulaspora delbrueckii, 825 nucleotides long. RefSeq names its product CDP-diacylglycerol-serine O-phosphatidyltransferase (gene CHO1). NCBI's taxonomy places the organism in Eukaryota, Fungi, Ascomycota, Saccharomycetes, Saccharomycetales, Saccharomycetaceae. Gene Ontology annotation, cellular component: membrane. The record is from RefSeq and is a predicted model, not a curated record. Gene Ontology annotation, biological process: phospholipid biosynthetic process. The transcript has a single exon. Gene Ontology annotation, molecular function: phosphotransferase activity, for other substituted phosphate groups. Bases 1 to 825 code for a protein of 274 amino acids.
AUGUCUGAGUUGAAAAGCAGGAAAGGGCAAAUGACACAGGAGGAAGAAGUUGCGCGUGAACAUGCACAAGUGUUCACAGAUAACGACGAGAGUGACGGUGAAAUUGGCACUCCAUCGCUAAGUAGAAGAGCAUCUAGUAUCUUCUCAUUCUCAGCACCACAAUUGGAACCACCAAACAAGAAUGACAUUGAGAUGUUUACGAGUGACAAAUACCACUUUAGCAUGAUUAGAAAUCUGCAUAUGGCUGAUUUUAUCACCAUGUUGAACGGUUUCUGUGGGUUUUACUCGAUUGUAAGCUGCCUGAGGUUUACUUUGACUAACAAGCCCCAUUAUGUGCAACGUGCGCAUUUUUUCAUCUUCCUUGGGAUGUGUUUUGAUUUCUUUGAUGGUAGAGUGGCUCGUUUGAGGAAUAGAUCGUCGUUGAUGGGUCAAGAAUUGGAUUCUUUGGCUGACUUGGUUUCCUUUGGUGUGGCACCAGCAUCUGUGGCAUUUUCGAUUGGAUUCCAAACUACAGUUGACGUUCUCGUACUUUCCUUCUUCGUCCUUUGUGGGCUAGCGAGAUUGGCAAGAUUUAACGUCACUGUGGCACAAUUGCCAAAGGAUAGUGGUGGUAAGUCCAAGUUUUUCGAAGGUUUGCCCAUGCCAACCACAUUGGCUUUGGUGCUUGGAAUGGCUAUCCUCGUGAGAAAGGAAUUGAUACUUGAUAACCUUCCAUUAGGUGUUUUCCGUGAGAAUUUACUCUUUGAGUGCCAUCCUUUAGUUUUCAUUUUCUUCCUACAUGGUUGUGGAAUGAUCUCCAAAAGUCUAAAGAUUCCAAAGCCAUAG